Messenger RNA from Ananas comosus (pineapple), 2088 nucleotides. RefSeq names its product monocopper oxidase-like protein SKU5. NCBI's taxonomy places the organism in Eukaryota, Viridiplantae, Streptophyta, Magnoliopsida, Poales, Bromeliaceae. The coding region runs from base 1 to 1782 and encodes 593 amino acids. The record is from RefSeq and is a predicted model, not a curated record. Gene Ontology annotation, molecular function: copper ion binding; oxidoreductase activity. The transcript has 9 exons.
AUGGCGGCGGAGGCGGUGGCGGUGGCGGUGGCGGUGGUAGUGUGCGCCGCCGCUCUGGUGGGGACGUCCAUGGCGGGGGACCCCUUCGCCUACUUCGACUGGGACGUCUCCUACAUCACCGCGUCCCCUCUCGGCGUUCCCCAACAGGUGAUAGCGAUCAACAAGCAGUUCCCGGGCCCUGUUAUGAACGUCACCACGAACUGGAACGUGGUGGUGAACGUCCUCAACAGCUUGGAUGAGCCAUUGCUCAUUACAUGGGAUGGGAUCCAGCAGCGGAAGAAUUGUUGGCAGGAUGGGGUUUUGGGGACCAAUUGCCCCAUCCCUUCUGGUUGGAACUGGACCUACCAGUAUCAAGUGAAGGACCAAAUCGGAAGCUUCUUCUACUUCCCUUCCCUCGGCCUUCAAAGGGCGGCCGGUGGAUACGGCGGCAUCACUGUCAAUAACCGCGACGUGAUCGCUGUCCCCUUCGGAACGCCCGAUGGGGAUUUCACCCUGUUCAUCGGGGAUUGGUAUACCAAGAACCACACUGAUUUGAGGAAGAUGCUCGAUGAUGGCAAGGAUCUCGGGAUGCCGAAUGGUGUUCUGAUGAACGGGAAGGGGCCAUAUCGGUACAACGAUUCAUUGGUUCCCGCUGGUAUCGAUUAUGAGACGAUCAAUGUUGAACCUGGCAAAACCUAUCGGUUCCGGGUCCACAAUGUCGGCGUCUCGACCAGUCUCAACUUCAGAAUCCAAGACCACAACUUGCUUCUCGUAGAGACGGAGGGAUCAUACACUAAUCAACAGAACUACAGCAACUUAGAUAUCCAUGUUGGCCAGUCCUAUUCUUUCUUGGUCACAAUGGAUCAGAACGCGAGCAGCGACUAUUACAUCGUGGCGAGCCCUCGGUUUGUGAAUGAGUCGCUCUGGACCCGAGUUACCGGUGUGGCCAUAUUGCACUACUCAAAUUCCGAAGGCAAAGCUUCUGGCCCUCUUCCUGAUCCUCCUAAUGAUUUCUAUGACAAAACAUGGUCGAUGAAUCAGGCGAGAUCUAUCAGGAUGAAUGUGACUACUGGUGCGGCUCGUCCGAAUCCUCAGGGAUCUUUCAAAUACGGUUCAAUCAAUGUGACUCAGGUUUACGUGCUCAAAAAUGAACCUCCUGUGAUAAUCGAUGGGAAGCGCCGAACUACCCUAAAUGGGAUAUCUUAUUCUCCUCCCGACACUCCCUUGAGGCUCGCCGACCUCUACGAUGAGAAGGGAGUGUAUACACUCGACUUCCCCACAAGACCGACUGAUGCACCGCCGAGCAUUGGAGCCUCUGUAAUUAACGGAACAUACAAGGGUUUCAUGGAAAUCAUAUUCCAGAACAACGAUACUACAGUUCAGACCUAUCACAUGGAUGGAUACGCAUUUUUCGUAGUUGGAAUGGAUUAUGGCGAGUGGACCGAGAACAGCCGGGGCACUUACAAUAAGUGGGACGGUGUUUCUCGCAGUACAACUCAGGUUUUCCCCGGAGCAUGGACUGCGGUGUUGGUCUCGCUCGACAAUGUGGGCAUUUGGGACGUCCGCACAGAGAAUCUUGAUGACUGGUACUUAGGCCAGGAGGUCUACGUAAAGGUCGCCGACCCGGAAGGUUACAACAAGACGGAGAUGUUGGCGCCGGACAACGUCUUGUACUGUGGCCUUCUGAAAGAUAAGCAGAAGGCGCAGAAGCCUCACGGAACGAUGUCGUCUUCAACUGAUUUGAGAAGGGGCAAGAUUUUCACAUUGAUGUUGCUCUUCGUCGCACUUAUCUUCGCCCCCUAGGUUGUUCAAGAUGUAAUGUUAAGGUUUUUUUUUUUUUUUUUUUUUUUUUUUUUUUUUUUUUUUUUUCAAACCCUGAUCAUGAAGACAAAGGCUUGAUUCGAAGAAUCUUGUGUGUUAGUGGUAGGUUUUUUUGUCGAUAUGAAGUAGUUUCUUUGUGUUGUUUAGUUUAGUUAGCCCGAUUCGAUCAUUUGUUUGGCGAAAUUGUGUCACUGAUUUAAUCAAGAGAUAGAAAGAUUGUGUGUACCAUUUCCAGUCAUCUUCCAUGAGUGUUGAACAACUUAGAAGAAGAUUUUAUCAGUCGUUGUC